CGUCAUGGACGUGUGUUGAAUCUCUAGAGGAGGUCGCCAUCUUUUCUUUUAGAAGUGUGCAAACCAAGAGAGGAACUUCUGCCGUCCUCUAACAUUCAAAGUGAAGAGAGGUAGAUAAAAAAAAUGAGAGAGAGAUAGAGAUAGUGAUAGGAAUCUAAACAUUGAAAGAAAAAAACAAAAAAAAGGGUUUGGAGAGAGAGAAAAAAAAAGGGAAUAAUGGACGCUUAAAGAGAGGUCGGAAUGUGUGUGUCGCACAAAUAAUCUUGUCUUUUCUAUUCAAGCCAAAAAACAUACAAGUACAACAAAAAUUUUCUUCAUUUAUCUCUUCAUAUACUCGCUUUUUUUUCCCCAAAAAAGAAGAAAGAAAGAAACAAGUGAUUCCUUUUCAUAUGUGUGCUUGAUUAGGUAUACUGUACCAUAUAUAUAUAUAUAUAUGUAUAUAUAUGUACAAUUCGAUGCUCUGUUGAUCUUUUUAUGAGACAACGAGAAGCAAAAAUACCUAAAAGAAAUCAAAGCUUCCUCCAAAAUACGACCGUUUAAUACAUUACAUGAUAUAACUUAUUUACUGCUUCCCCUCAUUUUCUGUCAAAUAUAAUAUAUACACACAUAUAUGUAUAUAUACGGCCAAAAAACAUCAUUAAUAUAUAUCUACACACAAAAAUCCUUCACGAAACAACACAAAAUCCCAAAUAAUAUUUUACUUCAGGUAUUUAAUAUCCUCCAAAUCUUCCUUCAAUCUAUUUUCCUCGUCCUCCAUUCAUGAUAAUUCUUCUAAAACAUCUCUUUUUACAUUAUAUACACUAGCUAUAACUGCACAUUGCUGUUUUAUUUAUAAUCUUAUCUUCCUAAUAAUAAUUUCCACAUAUCAUCAUCAUUCACAAACUUGCACCAAUUCUACUCUACAUAAGUUGAUGGUAUAUAAUUUUUUUUUGUUUUGUAAAUAUUUGUUCAUUUCAGGUAUAGUAAAAGAAAUAUACAUACAUAUAUAUGUAUAUAUGUAUAUAUAUUUAACAAUUUAGUUGGAAUGAUCGUAUAAAUGUGUGUGUUAAUUAUUGUUUUUACUUGUUUCUAUCUCUAUCUUUAAAACUAAGUGAAUAUAUAUACAUACAUAUAUACAUGCACACACACACAUAUAUAUAUACACAUACUUUUACAUAUACAUGCAUUAUAUAUCCUUAGAUAACUACUCUUAUCUAUUUGCUUUACCUAUCAGCUGUAUAAUUUAUUAAUUUUGCUAAUAUUCUUGUCAGAACAGGGGAAUGUAAAAGCAGUAAUACAUACAUACCUACAUACACGCACAUUGAUAUACAUUAUAUAUAUAUAUAUAUAUAUAUAUAUACAUAUAUAUAUAUAUAUAUAUACAUAUAUAUAUAUAUAUAUGUGAUAUUCACAAACACAAUAUAAAUAUCCCACUCUAAAUACGUUACUGGAAAUAUUGGCGAUCAAAAGUCAAAGACAAGUUCCCACUGUUAAACGAACAAUCUGUUGGUAGUUAUUAGUCAAAAAUCCAUUGAAAACAACUACUUGACAUCACUUGGAAUAAAAAGAAAAAUCAUCCCUUUCUAGGAAAAAAAAAAAGAAACAGAGGAUAAAUAUAUAUAUACAUAUAUAUAUAUCACCAACAACUAUAUACUCAUUCAGAAGGAAGGAGCCUAUAUUCUCCCUUAAUCAAUUUUUUAGUAAUUUUUUUUAAAAAGAAAAUAUAUUGAUAUAUAUAUAUAUACUCUCUCAAUAUCUGCAUAUUUCCUCUAUCUCUCUCUUCACUUACAAGAAAAAAAACCUUAUAUUACUAAUCUAGCAUAGUCUCAACCACUAGCCAUUAUUUGCUGCUAUCAGCAAGGAUAUUGUAAUUUACAGAUGAAGUGUUAAUAUUGGAAUUUGCUAUGUCAUGCAAUGGAUGAUUUCAUGACAGAUGAGGAGCAGGACUGCCAUGGUGAUGGCGGGAAGUUGUCUAUUCAACUAAACGAUGAUGAUAGUUCUUCAGAGCAGUCAUUGAAUCCACUUCCUUCAGCUAAGAUGUUGACGACCUUUGCUGAAGAUGGCUUCAAGAAGCAAUCAUCCGAAAGCGAUCAAGAUUCUGGAAAUGGACCACUGAUACUUGAUUCAACUGAGAAUGAUGCUAAAGGAGUUUUACAGAAUUCCAAAUCCAUUUUAAAUAAUGGUCAGUCAAAGAGUAGUAGAGGUGACAGUAGUCGUCAUCGACAAAAAGAAACUCGAAGGAGAUCUGGAAAGCGAAAGUACAAAGAAGAGGAGCCUGAAGAUGGUGAAAUUCUUGAAGACGGAGAGAUUGCCAGUGAUGGAGAGAAUGAUUUUCGGCGUCGAAGGCAACGAAGAGAUGAUGAUUUCAGUGAAAAAUCUGCAAGUAGUGCUGAAGAGUGUGAAAUGCGAUCUGAUGCCAGUGAUAAUGAAGUUGAAACAGCUGGGAAUGAAAAAUCUGAAAGUUUAUCAAGACGAGAACGUCGGAAGAGGAAGCGAGAACGCCGAGAAAAACGGCGAAAGAAAAAUGAGGCUAAGAAAAAAAGAAGACGGCUAGAAUAUGUUGAUCAUGAUAAAGUAGAUGAUGGAUUUAAUUGGAACCUGUCGAGUAAGGGCCGCACUCUUCCUGGUCCUUAUGACAGUCCUUCUGAUAAGCAGUCAUCAAGCCCAUAUAGAAGUCCUGGUGGACCCUAUGAUAGUCCAUAUGAAAGUCCUCCUGGUUUAUAUGACAGUCCGUCAGAGGAUGAAGAAGACAACUACCCACCGAGUUUGUUGAGUAUGGUUGGAGAUGGGUUUAUUGAUAUGGCUGUUGCUGAUAAAGAUUUCAUUGCAGAGGAGCAAUACCCCAUGAUUUUUGUAAGGUUUUCUAAAUUGCUAACGAAGAUCAAUCUGGAUGAUUUCCCACCAAUAUCUCUGGAGAGUGAUGUCUGUGGAGAAUAUAUUGCUGAAGAUUGUCCUUACAGUCAUGACUUCAUACCACCAAAGAAAUCCGAAAUAUGCAAAUUCUAUUUAAACUCCAUUUGUACAAAAGAGGGCUGUCUAUUUAUGCAUGGCGAGUACCCUUGUAAAUAUUUCCACACUGGUGCUCAAUGUUACCAAGGAGAAAACUGUAAAUUUUCACAUGAGCCACUGAACGAAGAAACAAAAAUACUUCUGCAAAAGGCCCUUGAUAAUCGAGAUGAUGAAAGAUCAGAUGAUUCUGAUGAUUCCCUUACACAUGAAAGUUUAGAACAUAUGAGAGAUAAAGGAGGCAACCAAGCACCUGGAUCAAAUGGAGGAAGCAAGAAGAUACCUUCUUUGUUUGAUAUCAAAGUCUACCCACCUGGUCAGAGUCCUAAAAAGCCACAAGGUUCUACUGUACAGCCACCUGGCAGGCCUGGUUUUUACAAAGAUGCUUUGUCUCUGUCACCAUCUGGGAAUUCUUCUUGUUCAUUGCCUCCAUCUGGUGCAGGUAUUGGAGGAUUAGGCUCUGUGUCAAUUCGUCCUCCAAUUGGAUCUCCUGGGCAUUCCUCUUUUAUUGGUUCUCGCCAAACACCAGGGGAUUGUCCUCCCCAGCAGCAACAGACACCUCCACAACUUGGCUGCAGCCCACCACAUCCUCAACAGUCUGUUAUGAUUGGUUCAAAUUAUCCUGAUGACAAGAAUGUUCCUCAACCAUUAGAUAACCUUCAUCAUCCUUUACAUCAUCCAUUUCAUCAUCGUCAUGGAGCGUUAGAAGAUCGGCAUAACACCGAUGAAGAAAAAGAAGAACGAAAACAAGUUCCUAUUGAAAUUCCCUCCCAUUUACCUCCCAAACAAAAAGAGUUGUUUAUGCGGAUUCAACAGCAACACCAGCUUGCAGCAACGACCACAGAGAAUACGGAUGUCAGAGAUGAUGCAAAACUUGAUGAUAUUGAUGACUGGUAUUCAAGUGAUGAAGAUGAAGAUGGAGAAGGUGGCCCAAAGUUAGCUGAAAUCUUAAAAAACCUUAAUAAACAGCCUCCUGAACCACCAGUUCAACCCCAGCCUGACAUUUCCAACAACUCCACUUUAAAUAUCAUGCAAAUGAUUAAUGCUAUACGUGGGCAGCCAGCAGUCACAUCUGCAGGAGCAGGCGGAUCAUCACAAACAACAGUCUCUACUACUAGUACAAUAGUUACUACUAGUAAUAACAGUAAUAGUAGUAGUAGUAAUAAUAAUAGUAGUAGUAGUGUUGGCACUAGUACUUGUUCUAGUUCAUCUGCUACAUCUACUGUGUCAGCUACUGGCAGUGCAGCUUCAUCUACCUCAAACACAAGUUCGGCCAGAAGAGACCCUCGCCUACAGGUAACAAAAGCUACAACUUCUUCAAGUGAUAGUAAACCACCAUCAACUGCAGCAGCACCUGUGAAAACUGACCCACGAUUGAUAUCUAGUAAACCUGCAGUGACAGAAACCAGCCCACCUUCUUCAGUUCCUGUUCCUCAAGACUUUGUUGUUGUUCCUUCAACUCCCCCUGGUGAGAUUGUUUAUCGACUGUAUGAAGUUUCCACUUACAAAAUCCCACUUUCAGCUACCAUCGAUGUAUUUCAUUCUAAAUAUAAAGAUGAUCCCCGGAUCCAAAAACAUCUGAGUAAUCCUCCUGAGUCCUUGAAGCAAAAAAUUCUACCAGGUGAUCCAGAUAAAAAUUUAAUCAAAUCAUUUGUUGUGCCUAAUCCAAAUCGUCCUGGUAAAGAUACUACUGUUGAUGACUUACCAAUGCCAACGUUACCUCCUGUAAACCUACCACCUAUUACCUCAACAGCAGCUGCAUCUACAACAUCUAAAAGGCCUCAAGAUCCUCGCAGGACAAGAAUACUGCCUCCUAAUUCUCGUAUUGUAAGUAAAAAGGUUGAAGAUAAAGACAAUACAGAACCAAAUAAAUCUGCAGAUCCACGCAUUUCCCGAGGUGGACCUGAUCAGUUUCCACCUGCAAAACCUUUGGAUCCAAGAUUGCUGAGACUACAACCAGGUUCAGCUGGACCUUCUCGGCCGAUUGAUCCUCGAAGAUUAAAACAAGAGUCAUCUAAGCCAUUUCCUGGACGAGCAUCUAAUGAUCCUAGAGCCAACAAACAGCAGUCACCUGUUGCUGAACAAAACCUACCCCCAAUGCUGGCACAAAUGCCAAAUCCGGCUGUACCAAGACCACCUGUAGAUUCCGCUAACGAGAAACGAGGUCCUCGUACACAAGAAACACCUGCUCCCCUUCAUCCCGUACGACCAAGCAAUCCAAAGGAAAGCCAAAGCAAAACUGAACCGUCAGACUCAAGUACUGCAGAGGUGUCGCAGCCUAAAUUAGAUCAUCGAAAUGACCCUCGCUUUAAACGGAAACCUGCUGGUGAAAGUGGUAGCUCAUUACCGCCUAUUCGAAAGGUUACUGGACAGCGUAAAGUUAACAUGGAGUAUAGUUCACCAUUAGGUACAGAAGCAGACAAACCUGAACCAAAUUCUGGAUAUAAUAGUUAUAACAGGCCUCCUAAUGCUAAUCGGCAAAUGAGUGGCAAUAAUAAUAAUAAAAUGUGGACAGGUGGACCUGAUUCCGGGCCUCCAACUUUACCUUCUGGUAAGCCUCAUUCUAGUGGAGGUAAUGACACUACACAUGGUUCCCUUGAUCCCAGAGAUGUUGCUAAUCAUCCUUCCACAUCUGACCCUCCUUCAAAUUUUCCCCCUCAAAUGCAACCGAGUGGGCCACUACAACAAUACCCUCCUGUACUUCCUCCAGAUCAACCCAAGUUAAAAGAUUUAUUCAAAAUUAUUGACCCCACUGCAUCUCCAUUUUGUUGAUAAGAAAUAUUCAUGAUGAUAAUGUUACUGUUUACAUGGUUUCCUUUGUAAAUGUUUCUUCAUUUUACUUUUCCAAAGUAAGACGAGUCACUUUAUGAUCUCUUAGUAUACUUCUUUACUGCUCUUUCUUUCUUUCUUCUCUCUCUUUCUGCCUCCCCCAUCUCUCUCUUCUGUCUGUCUUGCUAACUCUCCCCCUCUCUAUAUAUAUAUACUUGUUUGAAAUAAUGUUCUGUCUUGUUUGAGACUUCUAAAGCAACAGUGAUCACAGGUGCUGGUAGUUUAUCUCUUUCAUUAUACCUCUGUUUUGCAAUACAGGGUUUGAUGCUUGGACAUUGCAUCAUAAACAAAAUAAAUGAACUACUAAUAAUGUUGAUGGAUAAUUUGAAGAAAAUGAAAUGAGGAAUGGAUUUUAUUAAAAUCGUGACUAGAGAUAAAAAUCUCUGCUAAAACAUGUUAUAGACUACUGGAAGUUUUUAUUUAACAUUUUUGAUGUAAAUAUUUCUUGAUUUGAUUUAGUGAGUCUUUGUUAUUUCUACUAUUUAAAUGAUGACAUGUACAGCUUCCAAGUCUCCACUAUAUUAACAGAACUUGUCUUUUACAAAGGCUGUUUGAAUAAGCUUAUUUAACAAAAACACAAAUAAAUAAAGAAAAUACCCAUCUCCCCUCUAUGAAACCAGAAUAAUUUUAAGAUAUUGUGGGAAUCUUUUAUUUUCUGAAGUCUGUGAGGAAUAUUUAAAUUAUUAUUACAUUAAUUCUUUUGUUUGUUUUUAAAAUUGUACGUUUUGAUCCAUCUGCUCAUCUUAUUUAAAAUAAUUCAGGGUUGUAAUUAAUGAAUUUGAACAAGAUGUGAUAAAUAUUUUGUUGUAGAGAAGAUUAUGUGAAUGAUAUUUGUGAAGAUAUAUAAGUUUAUAUUCAAGAGUCAGAUAUUAAAUGAUAACAUGCAGCGAUGUUUUUAAAAGCCUUAAAAGAAGUUCUGUAGUUGGUGAUACUGCCAGUGUGUCAUAUGAUAUGAAGUUCAAAAUACAGUUACAUUAUGUUAUCUAUGAAUAUCAAACUUGCAUUAAGCCAGUAGUAGUAGAAAUAUAUAUAAUAAUAAUAAUAAUGAUGAUAAUAAUAAUAAUCUAUUGUAGUGUUUUAUUUGACACCUAGUUGUGUAAUUUUUGUAACAUUCAAAAAUUGAAGCACAAAACAUCAACUUGUAAUGUUGACUGACUGCAUACUCUGUCACAGUCACUGAUGAGUCCAUGGAAAGCAUUAAAUCAAAACAAAAACUAAUUGCUAAAUAAAUAUUAUGUCAUUUAA
Molecule: messenger RNA, 7059 nt
Organism: Octopus bimaculoides (California two-spot octopus)
Lineage: Eukaryota; Metazoa; Mollusca; Cephalopoda; Octopoda; Octopodidae
Biological process (GO): negative regulation of DNA-templated transcription
Cellular component (GO): nucleus
Molecular function (GO): RNA binding; metal ion binding
Source: RefSeq, a predicted model, not a curated record